AUGUCCGACUCAGCAACGAUGGAAAACGUCGAGAGAAAGAUGGUAAGACACAUUUCGCGACAAUUGGAUCAAUUCCGAUCUUAGCUUCUUCUGAAAAUUGCGGAGAACGAAAGAUCGCGUUUCGAUGACGUCAUCACCGGCGCCGAAUCGGAUAACGGCUGGGAGGACUGCUGGAAAGAGACGGAGAACAGCGUGACGCAGACUGUCGACGAUCUCGACACAAAGAGAAGCGUGCCGUCCGAAUGGCUCGACGAGCAGCAGACGACCGUCACGAUGUCGUCGGCGACGUUCAACGAGAACGAGCUCUCGGCUCCGCGCAGUUACUACGAACUGCGGGACCUGAACCGGGAGCCCGUGGAGAGCACCGUCCGUCUGGCGCGUGUGCCGUCGCAGUACCAACUGGACGCGCUCUCCGAAAUGUUCAUUUUUGACGUGCCACAACACUACGCGUAAGACAUGAAUUUAAGGUGAUUCAAGAAGAAAGUAUAUUCCAGAAUCACGAAAGUGACAAACUGUCAGCCAGCGAGCAUCAACGUCGUCUCGAUGGACCAGGACCGUCCGAUCGUGAACGACGGCUCCACUCCGUACUUUGUAAACUCGGAGUACGUCUCCGAACUGCUCAUGUGA
Molecule: messenger RNA, 627 nt
Organism: Caenorhabditis sp. 36 PRJEB53466
Lineage: Eukaryota; Metazoa; Nematoda; Chromadorea; Rhabditida; Rhabditidae
Source: the annotation of a GenBank genome assembly